Suillus plorans is the source of this 627-nucleotide messenger RNA. RefSeq lists its product as uncharacterized. Bases 1 to 627 code for a protein of 208 amino acids. The record is from RefSeq and is a predicted model, not a curated record. Lineage: Eukaryota; Fungi; Basidiomycota; Agaricomycetes; Boletales; Suillaceae. The transcript is spliced from 5 exons.
AUGGUGCCAAUGAUGCGGCUUGCCUCAGCAACUUCGACGGGGUGGCUGUGGCUGUGCUCAUUUGCUACCGGUCGAGAUUACGACGCCUCUGGAGACAUUCCCGGCACAGCGAUAGAUGAUCCACCGCUACCACACCCUAAUGACAGCGGUGUUCUUGCAUCCCUCCAUGUGGAUGAGCGUGUCCUUACGGAGGAUUUUUUAAUGAUCGUCAUCACUCCCUCACCCGGUCUAGAUGACGAACACACCGGGCUCAGCACAGAAGCAGUCACACCACCCAGAUUCCCACUGCAGUUUACACCUUCGCUUCAGGAUAUACACAUUCCCCGCUGUCGAGCUCUACCUUUCACGUCCAGCUCUAGAAAAGGAUGCGCAGUACGAUCACCGAGCUUCACGGCUAUGUGCUGGCAUUCAACGCUACGUCUCACAAUGUUGUCGACGUUUUUCGAAAUGGCUGGAUCCAAGGCAUACAGUCACACAUCUUUCAAACUACUACAUGAUCUCAAUGCGAUCUCAAAUACCAUUAAAAGACGCCAGGGAGCUCGCUAUAAGCCGAUAAGGAGCCGGCCUAAACGACAUCACUCAUCUCAGCAGGGACCGGCAAUGGGGGAAGAGUCGAAGGAGGGCUGA